CCUGUGUGUGUGGAGUUCGCAUGUUCUCCCUGUACUGCGGGGGUUUCCUUCGGGUACUCCGGUUUCCUCCCCCAGUCCAAAGACAUGCAUGGUAGGCUGAUUGGCGUGUCCAAAGUGUCCGUAGUGUAUGAAUGUGUAUGUGAUUGUGCCCUGCCCUGAGAAAGUCCAGGGUGUACCCCGUCUUGUACCUGAUGCUCCCUGGGAUAGGCUCCAGGUUCCCGGUGAGCCUGAAGGAUAUAAGCGGUACGGAAAAUGUCUGGAUGGAUUCCCUUGAUUUAUUUUUCCACAUUUCCUUUACAUCUCUCGAACACGCAUACGUGAAUUCGGCGACGCAAAAACGUCACAAAAACUCUUCUUCCCUUGCGCAAGGAGUUGUGGGCAAUAUUAGCUGAAAAAAGUGUCCAUGGAUCCACACUUCAAAAAUCUAUCGGAAACAGUACACCAUCCGGGUGUCACUGGGAUACUAAUUUCAACAUGCUACGAUCUGGGACAUACUAAUUCUCAUCUCGGGUGCUAUUUAGUACAGAUAGAAUGCCGGUUGGGAUGCAGGGACUGCUUUUUAAUAAGUUCUUCAUAAACUAAAACAGGUGUGUGUUUGUGUUUUUUUUUUUUUUUUUUUGGUUGGAGGUGAAACCUGCAGGAAGGCAGGUCUCCAGGAACAGGGUUGGUGACCACUGCUUUACAGUAUGAACAACACUGACAGCAGUUGGCUAUUUCAGUGCGCACAAUAUGUUUAUCCUGCCCUAUUUGCAAGUUAAACUACUCGAGGCUCUGCGAUUCAAAUUUGGGAAGCGCCGCACAUUAAAACGUGACUAUACACACACACACACACACACACACACACACACACACACACCAGGUUAUAAAUAGAAAAGGAGGAGAAGAAAGAAAAAAAAACAAAAAACGCACACGAAUCAACAGGCCUACAGCCAUCCAUGUUCUGAUGGGUCAAAGGCUAUGCGUAUAGCAAACCAUUGUCCUAACAGCUCUAAAUAGCACCAUAAUGAAUAAGUAGUGCGCUGUAUUCGGUUGUAAGUAUUCCGUACCAUUUCUAGUGCACUUUGAAUGAGUACGAGGCCGUUUGGGAUUUGGCCGCAGCCAGUAACCACUGAGAAAGAUUGAAUGGGUGACGUAGAGGAAGUGCCGGCCCUUAGGAGCAACAGCCUGCGCGUUCACAGCGUCUCCAAUUACACACACACACACACACACACACACACACACACAGAGAUUGAAUGAGCGAAGCUUCAGUUCAGCAGCACUGUCGGGAUCUUCAUCGCGUGAUGUUAGCUUUCUACUGACAAAUGCUGGAAUUGCUGAUAGAGAGGGUAAAAGAUAAAAGUGGAGCGCGAGCGUGCACUUCAUACCGAUUUCUCUUCCGUCUUUUUUUUUUUUUUUUUUAGGGUGACGCCGAAUGCGCAUGAAAUUCAAACGCAGGGGAAAUUGAUUUCCGCCGCGCGCGCGUAUUUAUUAUUAGCUAUUAUUAUUAUUAUUAUUAUUAUUAUUAUUAUUAUAAUUAUUAUUUAUUGAGGAUCAUAUUUCCAGCUUGAAAAUCCGAAGGAGGAAAGAAAAAAAAAAACCCACCCCACCACCAUUGCGCAUUUGCGCGGACGGACGAGCGACGCGUUGGAGCAGCGCCUGAAUGAGCUGCAACUUUGCUCGGUGAAAAGAAAAAAAAAAGAAGAGAGAAAAAAAAAAAAAAAGGGGGCGUUCCGUGCUCGAGCGCUGCGAUCGAGGCGGACGCUCGCGCACAGAAGCUCGCGGUGGUCCCGCCGCAAAAGCGCGCCUUCUCAUCAGCCGCAGCUUUGCGCCGCACAACUUCGGGAUCUCGCGUUCGCUUUCGUGGAACAGCGCUCUCAUCCUCAUGCUCCACGCAGUCGCCGCCAGGGCCCGGCGGGAUCGUAAGAAGAUCGACGCGCGAGACAGAUGUGACCGGCGUGAAAAUGGAUCUCGUGUUGGUUUUGAGGUUUUGCUCCGCGACAGACAGUUUUCAGGUUGUUUCUGAGAUGCGUUCCGAGUGACCCUCUGACAUUACGCAUUGCGCGUCAGCUCGAUUCACGGCGUUUAAAAAAAACAAAAAACCAAAAAAAAAAAAAAAUGGCAAACCAAAGUCCCUAUGAUAAUCGGGAUAUCGUUGAGAAGUAUCUGUAUCACAAACUUUUGAAGCGAGGCUACGUGUGGGAGUUCCGCGCUGGAGCAGAGCAAGGCGACGGAUUGAGGGAGCCGCCGGCGGAAGUUGUGGAUCGCAGGCCGCACGCCGUCUUACCGCUGCACCGCGUUCUCCGGGAGGCCGGCGAUGAGAUCGAGCGGACGUACCAGCGCGACUUCGCGGCCAUGUCGGACCAGCUGCACUUUACCCCGAGCACCGCGCAGCGCCGCUUCACCGCCGUCAUCGAGGAGCUGUUCCGGGACGGCGUGAACUGGGGCCGCAUCGUGGUCUUCUUCGAGUUCGGUAGCACCCUUUGCGUGGAGAGCGUGAACCAGGAGAUGGCGUCCCAGGUGGACAACAUAGCAAGUUGGAUGACGGAUUACCUGAACGGGCCAUUGCAGAACUGGAUUCGGGACAAUGGAGGCUGGGAUGCCUUUGUGGAGCUCUACAGUCAUCAGAGAGCGUCCAUGUUCCACCCCUGGCCAUAUUUAAAGACAGUCUUUGGCCUGGCAGCAUUGGGAGCAGCGGGAGUCACCAUCGGCGCCCUUUUUUCUCAAAAGUGAUCAUCU
Messenger RNA from Ictalurus furcatus (blue catfish), 2715 nucleotides. It is a transcript of the gene bcl2a, whose product is annotated as BCL2 apoptosis regulator a. Gene Ontology annotation, biological process: negative regulation of intrinsic apoptotic signaling pathway; extrinsic apoptotic signaling pathway in absence of ligand; intrinsic apoptotic signaling pathway in response to DNA damage. Gene Ontology annotation, cellular component: mitochondrial outer membrane. The record is from RefSeq and is a predicted model, not a curated record. NCBI's taxonomy places the organism in Eukaryota, Metazoa, Chordata, Actinopteri, Siluriformes, Ictaluridae. The transcript is spliced from 2 exons. Gene Ontology annotation, molecular function: protein heterodimerization activity; protein homodimerization activity. Bases 2095 to 2709 code for a protein of 204 amino acids.